Messenger RNA from Terrapene triunguis (Three-toed box turtle), 1526 nucleotides. RefSeq names its product ring finger protein 122 (gene RNF122). NCBI's taxonomy places the organism in Eukaryota, Metazoa, Chordata, Testudines, Emydidae. The record is from RefSeq and is a predicted model, not a curated record. The transcript is spliced from 6 exons. The coding region runs from base 275 to 742 and encodes 155 amino acids.
UCCCUGAGCAGGAGCUGCUUGUAAAUUGCAACUGUAGGAUCUAGCAAACUAAUAGGCCCCUGUUACCCAAACCAUCAACUUUCCUGCUCUGCAGUUCUAUCAUUAUUUGCUCUGGGAUUUUUCUUUUGUCACUUACAAACCCAUCAAGCCUGUUUUCUGGACUGCUGGUAGUGAGAAGAGAGCUCUUUCGAGUGCUGCUAAACUCCCCAUCCCCGCAAGUGAAAGGAUCCUCUUCUCUAUUUCUCUUUUCCUUGCAGGACUUUGGGACUCAUUGAUGCACCCAUUUCAGUGGUGUAACGGAUGCUUCUGUGGUUUGGGGCUGAUUUAUACCAAUAAAUCGUGCACAAUGCCUCCCAUCACCUUCCAGGAUCUACCGCUGAAUAUCUACAUGGUCAUUUUCGGCACCGGCAUCUUUGUCUUUGUGCUCAGCCUCAUCUUCUGCUGCUACUUCAUCAGCAAACUUCGACAUCAGGCACAGAGUGAAAGAUUUGGAUACAAGGAGGUGGUCUUGAAAGGUGAUGCCAGGAAGUUAAAUUUGCAUGGGCAGACCUGUGCCGUCUGCCUGGAAGACUUUAAAGUGAAAGAUGAGCUGGGAGUGUUGCCAUGCCAACAUGCCUUCCACAGAAAGUGUCUAGUGAAAUGGUUGGAGGUUCGCUGCGUCUGUCCCAUGUGCAACAAGCCCAUCACAGGCCCCACGGAGCCCCACCAAGGCAUUGGGACACUCCUGGAUGAGCUGGUGUGAGGACCUCUUUUCUCCCCCAUGAAGCCAAACAGCCAUCCAGACGGACCAUUUCCUGGUGAUCUCUGCACUUAACCCCUCCACCCAUCUCCCCUGGGGAUUGCUAAGCCAGCAGCCUGUGAUACCGCCUGCCAUGGGCAUAUGGCCCCCUCGUAAAACCUGGGACAGAUCCACUGCCAUGAGUGCAGGAGGAAAACAAGCUGCGUCCCCCGUGAAGCACACAGAGGAGGAGGGGUUGGCCCAACUCUGGGGUCAUUGGGACCUGAGUGUCAAACUGCUGAUGCAUGAAGGGCCUGGGAGACUUAAUUGUGCCCCUUCCUAGCUGAUCUUGCAGGGACGUCUGAUUUCUUGGCACCAGGCUUCUGAAACUGGAUAUUCCUCACAGAGACCACCCAGUUCAGGGUGGGAAACAAGGCAGGAGCCUCCCCCCCAACCCCCUGGGGACUGUAGUUCAAAUCCGCCUACCACUACUGUUCUUAAUAGGUUUACUAUAACCCUCUUUCAAAACCAGAACUUACGUUUAGGGCCUUAACUCUUCCAUAGGUCCCUUGUAAAGGCCAAAGCUUUAGCUCUGCUACAGCCAGCCAGGAAUUGACCCCUGACUGCUGGAACCACAGCGCUGAUUCUUAUCUAUGGGCCAUUGAUGGGAUCUCUUUGUCUUAAAAAAUAAUAGUCAGUGUUUACAUAGGGCCUGAACAAAAACAGAAGCUGCAGAGGGCAUGUCAUGACUGAUUAGAUCCUGUUGGCAGAACUGGACUGUUGCAAGAGUGGGAAGGGUGUUUAGGGA